Bursaphelenchus okinawaensis is the source of this 2256-nucleotide messenger RNA. The record is from the annotation of a GenBank genome assembly. NCBI's taxonomy places the organism in Eukaryota, Metazoa, Nematoda, Chromadorea, Rhabditida, Aphelenchoididae.
AUGUCGACAAUUAAACGGAGUUCGACAUUUGACGAUUUUGAAUUGGAUGAUCGGCUCCUACAGGUAAGAGUUAUAUUAAAUUUAUCAUGUUGUUCUAGGCUAUUCGAGAUCAACAAUGGAAGAAACCGACUCAGAUCCAAGAAACUUUGAUUCCGAUGGCUUUGGAAGGCAAAAAUAUUAUAGCCAGAGCUCGUACUGGGAGUGGAAAGUCAGCAGCUUUUCUGCUACCUAUAAUUCAGAAGGUUUUGGCUAAUACGGAUAAGAAUGUAAGUGUUAUAUGAUGGUAGACCAAUUAUAUCUUUAAAUUUAGGGAGAUGAAGGAGAAUUGACAACGUUGAUCGUGGCACCAACAAAAGAGCUUGCAACACAACUUUUCAAACUAAAUACAUCUUUGACUUUACGUUUUCCAUUUUUACAAGCUGUUAAUUUGUCAGAGAAUGAAAGCGCUGGAGAGGAUGUGCUUCUUCAGUCUAACGUCGACUUUUUGUUUGGCACUCCAGGAAGGAUAUUGGAAUUGAUAAAGAAGAAGGAGGACUUGUUGAAGAAGAUUAACACAGUUGUAUUGGAUGAAGCUGAUUUGUUGUUUAGUUAUGGUUAUAAAGAAGAAUUGGUGUAAGUUUAUAUAUAAUAAUAUAAUCUUUGAUUUUUACAAAAUUUAUAAGAGGUUUCUUAUCUUUAUGUAUGAAAUGAAGUAAAGCAUAUACAGGUAUUAUAUUUCUGUUUUCAGGGAACUAAAGGAGCAUCUUCCAAAGAAGUUUCAAGUGAUUAUGACUUCAGCUACGAUUGAAGAAGACAUGACUGACAUCAAGAAGCUGUUUGUUACUGGCACGUUGGCGUCUGUUAUGUUGAAGGAAGGUAAUCUACCAGGUACAGAUCAGCUGACACAAUACUCGAUUUUCUGUAACAACGAUGAAGAACGGUUCACUAUUUUGGUAUCACUGAUUAAACUAAAGUUAUUAGCUGGGAAAGCUAUCUUCUUUGUUUCUUCUAUUGACCGAUGUUAUAAGUAAGUUUGUUUUAUUGUAACUAUGACAUAUUUAUAUAAACGCUAAAUUUUUGCUAAACACGUUUUAAUAAAAGCGAUGUAGUUACCUAAAUAUGACAUAAAACUAUUCAUGAAACGUAAAAUGCAAAAUAAUAAUUUCAGGUUACAUUUGUUCUUGCAAGGAUUCAAAAUUAAGUCUUGUGUCUUGAAUUCUCAGAUGCCUGCCAACUCUCGGUCACAUGUUAUCAACGAGUUCAAUGAAGGAAAGUACAAGUAUAUUAUCGCUUCAGAGAUGAAAGACGUAGGAGAAGGGGAAGAAGAAGAGCCGAAGAAAAAGAAGAAGAAGCAGAGAAUCAAGCACGACAAGGAAUCUGGAGUUUCUCGAGGAAUCGACUUUCAUUUCGUGUCAAAUGUCAUCAACUUUGACUUUCCUUGGAACUUGGACAAUUACAUUCACAGAGUUGGAAGGUAAGAUAAUUUUUUGAUUCCUUGGGAUCUUUGGGUUAUAGUUUUAAAUAGCAAUGAUAGUUUUUCAUAAAAAUAUUGUUGUAGGACGGCCAGAGGAUUCAACAAAGGAACAGCGAUAUCAUUUGUCGCUGAAAAUGAAAAGAAGACAUUUGAAAGUGUAAGGGACGAAAUCAAUGAACAAGGUGAGUAUUUUAAUUGAAUUUUAUAUUUGAAUUUAGAUUUUAAGAUGUAAUGAAGUAAUAUAUGUUGUUUUAGUUGGAGAAGAGGUGAUAAUGCCAUACGAGGUGAGAAUGGACGACUUUGACAGCUUUUUAAUUAGAUCCAGGGUAAGUUUUGCAACGUAUUUUAUUUCUAAUUCAGAUAAAAGGCGUUGUUGUGAGCUAAAGCAGGUUGAGCUAAAAGCAUGUUUAAAUAUUAUUCUUGGUCAUAAUUACAACUAAAAAGUCUUAAAUUGAUAAUUUUAGGAAGUUUUAAGUGCCAUUACUAAAACCGUGAUCCGAGAAGUGCGUCUGGAUGAAAUCAAACGUGAACUAUUGGCGUCACGUCGUCUAGAAGCCUACUUUGCCAAGAAUCCUCGAGAACGGUCGGCUUUGGAGAACGACAGAAAGAUGUUCGUCCUCAACUUACAUUCUACUGGAAUCGCUGAUGUCGCCGACUACAUGGUACCAAAAGCACUAAAAGGCCGAGACUACACAGAACCAGAGUUCGAACCGAUCAGAAGAAAGCGGAAACAGAAUCAGAAUAAGCACGCUAAGAACUUCAAGAAGCGGUCGAACGAUCCGCUCAAGAGUUUUGCUAUUUGA